Molecule: messenger RNA, 1209 nt
Organism: Apaloderma vittatum (bar-tailed trogon)
Lineage: Eukaryota; Metazoa; Chordata; Aves; Trogoniformes; Trogonidae
Product: anaphase-promoting complex subunit 4-like
Exons: 15
Biological process (GO): positive regulation of mitotic metaphase/anaphase transition; protein K11-linked ubiquitination; anaphase-promoting complex-dependent catabolic process
Cellular component (GO): anaphase-promoting complex; nuclear periphery
Source: RefSeq, a predicted model, not a curated record
UACUUCAUCGGCUUGCAAACUUUCAACGAGUGUGGAGUUUGCCUCCAAAUGAAAAUACAGGAAAAGAAGUGACUGCUCUGGCUUGGAGACCAGAUGGCAAAAUCUUGGCUUUUGGCCUUACUGAUACCAAGCGGAUUAUUCUGUGUGAUGUAGAAAAACCUGAAAGCUUGCACUCAUUCUCCGUGGACUCGUCUAUUACAUACAUGCAUUGGAUGGAAGUAACUGAGGAAAGCAGUGUUCUCACUUCGUUUUACAAUGCCGAGGAUGAAUCCAAUCUACUUUUGCCUAAAUUACCAGCACUACCAAAAAAUUACAGUACUACUGCAAAAAUUUUCAGUGAAGAAAAAUCAGAUGAGAUUAUGAAGCUUCUGGGUGAUGUAAGGCUUAAUGCUCUUGUCCUUGGUGGCAGCUCUGGGUUUAUUGAGAUCUAUGCUUAUGGAAUGUUCAAGAUUGCCACAGUAACCGGGGUGGCAGGUUCUUGUCGUGGACUGUGUUUGUCCAGUGAUUUGAAGUCACUGUCGGUUAUUACAGAGAUACGAGACUCUCCAGACAGCGAAGCAGAGAUAACAUAUUUUCAGCUGGACACUAGUCUACUAUCAAGUUACUUACCUGAAGUAACUCGAAUGGCCCGGAAGUUUACUCACAUCUCAACUCUGUUACAGUAUAUAAAGUUGUCAUUGACUUGCAUGUGUGAAGCGUGGGAAGAAAUCUUGAUGCAGAUGGACUCACGACUAACAAAAUUUGUACAGGAAAAGAAUACAACCACUUCUGUUCAGGAUGAGUUUAUGCAGCUGUUGUUAUGGGGCAAAGCAAGCCUGGAACUUCAGGCGUUACUAAUGAACCAGCUGACAGUAAAGGGUUUAAAAAAACUUGGUCAGUCCAUAGAGUCUUCUUAUUCUACUAUACAGAAGUUGGUCAUAAGUCAUUUGCAGAGUGGCUCUGAGGCACUGUUAUACCACUUGAGUGAAUUGAAAGGAAUGGCUUUAUGGAAACAAAAAUACGAGUCUUUGGGACUAGAUGCAUCUGGAAUUGAAGAGGCUAUUACUGCUGUUGGCUCUUUCAUCCUGAAAGCAAAUGAGCUGCUUCAAGUUAUCGACAGUAGUAUGAAAAACUUCAAAGCAUUUUUCCGAUGGCUGUAUGUUGGUAAGCUUGAUGACCCAGUUAAUAUCCAGUGCCUGUUUUGUAUUGGAAACAUUGAAAUGUUGGGAA